Messenger RNA from Camellia sinensis, 1504 nucleotides. Its product is annotated as secretory carrier-associated membrane protein 1. Gene Ontology annotation, biological process: protein transport. The record is from RefSeq and is a predicted model, not a curated record. Gene Ontology annotation, cellular component: trans-Golgi network membrane; recycling endosome membrane. NCBI's taxonomy places the organism in Eukaryota, Viridiplantae, Streptophyta, Magnoliopsida, Ericales, Theaceae.
CUUCGUGGUUUUCAAUUUUCUUUCGAAACAAACACAACAUUGGAAAAAAAAAAUUACGAAAGAGAAAGUGGUACCCUACGUCUCCCUCACGUUUUCUUCGUUUCCACCCAAUCGAAAAGCUUUAAUAACAUCUUUUUCCAGAUUCAUUUGGCCCCACGAUUCAGAUCUCCAGAUCUCUGGUUUUGUGCCAUUUUUGGUGCUUCAAAUCAAAGAACUAGUACAUUUUCUGAUUCUGAUUCAUGGCCGGUCGUUUCGAUUCUAAUCCUUUCGACGAGGAGGAAGUGAAUCCAUUUUCAGACCAAGCUGGUCGAGGGAAAGGUUCAGGACAAUCAAACUAUGGUGGAGGUGCAUUUUAUAUGACAAAUCCUGGAAGUGUUCCCCCUGCUACAAACUCAAGGCUUUCACCGCUUCCUCCUGAACCUGCUGACUAUGAUCGUGGUGCCACUGUUGAUAUCCCUCUUGAUAGUGCAAAGGAUUUGAAAAAGAAGGAGAAGGAACUCCAAGCUAAAGAGGCUGAAUUGAGGAAGAGGGAGCAGGAAUUGAAAAGGAGGGAGGAUGCUGCGGCACGAGCUGGAGUCAUUAUAGAGGACAAAAAUUGGCCACCAUUCUUUCCAAUCAUUCAUCAUGAUAUUACAAAUGAAAUUCCAAUCCAUUUACAGAAGGUGCAGUAUGUUGCAUUCACGACGUUGUUGGGCCUGGUAGUGUGCCUUCUAUGGAAUAUUAUAGCAGUUACCCUGGCCUGGAUCAAAGGAGAAGGUCCAACAAUUUGGUUUCUUGCUAUCAUCUACUUCAUAUCAGGGGUUCCAGGGGCCUAUGUAUUGUGGUAUCGUCCACUCUAUCGUGCUAUGAGGACUGAUAGUGCUUUGAAGUUUGGGUGGUUUUUCUUGUCUUACGCGUUGCACAUUGCCUUCUGUGUCUUUGCUGCAGUUGCCCCUCCAAUUAUUUUUAAGGGGAAAUCUCUCACGGGAAUCUUGCCAGCAAUAGAUGUUCUGGGUAAUCAUGUUUUGGUUGGGAUUUUCUACUUUAUUGGAUUUGGAUUUUUUUGCCUGGAGUCAGUGAUAAGCAUCUGGGUUAUCCAGCAAGUUUACAUGUACUUCCGAGGCAGUGGCAAAGCUGCAGAGGUGAAGCGUGAUGCUGCAAGACGAACAGUGAUGGCAGCGUUAUGAUUUGUGGCACCCAAACGACAAUUGCAGACAGACAGAUUCUUUGGUUGGAUAAUGCUCUGAGAAAUUGAAAUCAAUCACUAUUCUUACAAAUUUUCAGUGCCUAGUCUGGUAUAAAGUUCAUUCAUGUGAUUUCUUAAAUAUGUAUCAAAAAGGCAGAUCCCUGGCAAACAAAUUUGUUUAGGACAAUGGUAGUUUUGCUAAUCAUAGUCACCGGCUACUUUGAGGCCAAUCUUUGAAACAUUAUUGUUUUUAAGAUUUUAUUUUGAAAGGCUAUAUUUUGUUCAAUCUUUUUACUUGUGAAUUAUUGUUUAAAAGCAUUUUAACCUUUUGAGUGGCAA